This is a messenger RNA of Leptinotarsa decemlineata (Colorado potato beetle), 931 nucleotides long. RefSeq names its product microphthalmia-associated transcription factor-like. The record is from RefSeq and is a predicted model, not a curated record. NCBI's taxonomy places the organism in Eukaryota, Metazoa, Arthropoda, Insecta, Coleoptera, Chrysomelidae.
GUUCAGAUGAAUUCGCAUCGUUCGUGAUUCGUUUAUCCCACCAGAUGUAACUCAUCGUGAGUUGGAGUAAGCACAAACAGCGCAACACACCGAUCGUCCGUGACUUUGCGACGCCUUCAAAAAAAUUAGUUGCGUCCGAACCACUAGCUUGUCCAAUGACAGUGGCGUCGAGUGUCGGGCACUAGCCCCCUCUGUUACAAUGCGGCAGCACCACCCAAUAUUUUUUUCGAAACCCUCCGAAGUGUGAAUGAACUGUGAUAAAAUGGCCGAAUCGGGUAUUGAUAUAGGAUAUGAUUUAUCAGUCCUCCUCUCUGAGGAAGUUGACAUUGAAAGUGCUAUAGAUUUUGACGAUUUACUGGGGACUCCGAGAAAUCAAGAGUUUUACGAAUUGACAUCGAAAACAAUGCCGGUUACUGAAAGUGCUCCAAACUUGAAAACAAUCAACCCUCUAUCGCGGACCCAACUGAAACUUCAACUGAUGCGGGAUCACGCCCUUCUAGAGCAACAGAAACAAAAGCAAGAACGAGAAAGACUUCAAGGACUACCACACCAACUUCCCCAUCCACCUAACCUCACCAGAAAACCUCCACCCUCGCCUAUCAAAGUGCCAUUGAAUAGUAUAACGGAAGUGCCACCUCAAGUGCUCCAAGUCCAAACUAAGCUAGAAAAUCCCACGAGGUACCAUGUGAUGCAAAAACAAAAGAACCAAGUGAAACAGUAUCUCAGUGAAUCGUUCCAAGCCCCAAACGCAGUGCUCUGUGAUCACAGAUUGAAUCAUCAGACACAAAGUGCUCCACCUCUCACAGGUUCGCAUAAUACGAGCUUUACCAAUGGGCAGCAUUACUAUUCAAAAGGAAACGCAUCUCCAAAUUACGAUGUCCCUGUUUUAUCGCCAGCGCUAAGUUCCGGUGCCACUAGCUGCACGUCUGAG